Molecule: messenger RNA, 1223 nt
Organism: Salvia splendens (bonfire salvia)
Lineage: Eukaryota; Viridiplantae; Streptophyta; Magnoliopsida; Lamiales; Lamiaceae
Product: rho GTPase-activating protein 7-like
Exons: 6
Coding region: 206-796 (196 amino acids)
Biological process (GO): signal transduction
Source: RefSeq, a predicted model, not a curated record
AAACCUUUCAUUUUUUUCCCAGAUCAUCACCGAUGGUUUUUGCCCGAGUUCAAUCUGGGUCACCCGCGGCUUAGUUCCAGCUGUGAAGGAAACUCGAAGCGGAAAAUGUCGCCCACUGUUUUCGAAUUUGAGCGCCCUCGUAUAGGGAACUCGAAUACGAUAUUCUAGAGCAGGGCAUUUGCUCAAAUUAUCAAAAGUCCUCAAGAUGAUGCAUAAAGUUUCUUCUCUUGCUUCUGAGAAUCGGAUGACACCUUCAGCAGUUGCUGUUUGUAUGGCUCCAUUGCUGUUGCGCCCUCUUUUAACUGGUGAAUGUGAACUAGAGAAUGGCUAUGAUACUAAUGGAGAUGGUUCUGCUCAGCUUCUAGCUGCAGCCAAUGCUGCUAAUGCUGCCCAAGCUAUCAUCACUAUACUUCUGGAGGAGUAUGACAAAACUUUUGAUUUAAGUCACAAUGAUUAUAGUAUGCACAGGUGCUCGAUGUCUGUAGAUUCUAAACCCGAUAACAGUGGAAGUGAAGAUACAAGUAAUGAUGAAAAUGCAGAUGUAAAAGUAAAUGGUUAUCCUGAUGCUGAAAAUGAAGUCAACCCUGAAACAGAUAUUGUUUCUGAUCGAAGACACAGUGGGAAGUUAAGUGAAAGCAGUGGCUUGGCUGCUAGUGAUCGUUAUGACUAUAAGGCAAGAAAAACUCUUUCAUCAGAAUCCAUAGAUUCGUCUGAAGAGGAAGAGUGCGUGAAAAAUCUGCAAGACUUAGGAAAUGCAUACAAAUUACCCGGGGCAGGGAAAAAGGAGCAAAAGUGAAGCAAGAAGCAGUUCUAAAAGAUCCUAUUUCAGAUGGCAAAAGUGACAAAUCAUGAAGAAAGAAGCCCAUCAGCUAUAAAAGGGGCAACUAUCUUGAAGAAGGGAGGAUUCGACACCAGCUCCACAUACUCCUUAGUUUCAUUUCUAGUUAACUCACUUCACACGCAUUUGGCACCGAUGGGAAAUUCUGGGCAGGCUUGGCGAUAGUUGGUUUCCGUGGUAUAACACCGUCCUCACGAGGGCGAAGAUAUAAUCUGUUUUUUUUUUAAUUUUCCGUCGUUUAUUUCUCGCCGUGAACUUCUUUGCCGAAAGCUUGGCGACUGCUUUUGUGUUUGAAUCUUAUUUCAGUGGUUAUGGCAGUUUCUGUUUUCUGUUUUACUUUGGUUUCUGAUGUUUGAUGUAGGUUUUAUUGAUUUUGGAUGCUUUU